AUGUCCGUCGACGAGAAAGCAAGCGUGCGCGAUACGGAGCUAGGGAGCCCUCGAGACUCAACCGAGGAACAUGAGGUUUUCAAGAAGACCGAAGAUGGCGUUAGCUUCCGUAAUGUCGGCUGGUUCAAAGCGUGCAUCAUCUUCGUGAAGGUCCUCUUCGCGACCGGUGUGCUGUCGUUGCCGUCUUCGCUAUACUCUCUCGGUGCAGUAGGCGGUUCGUUAAGUAUAGUCGCCUGGGGCGCGUUCAAUACCUACUCUUUCGUGAUUCUCGGAAAUUUUCGCAAAAAGUAUCCUCACUGCCACUCCAUUGCCGACAUGGCGGAGGUCGCCGGUGGAUUUUUCGCGAAGGAACUCACCGGUCUACUUUUUCUCAUCGGCUAUGUCCUCGUUACAGGUAGUGGUAUCAUUGGAGUCUCAACAGCUCUGAAUGCCCUGUCGCACCAUGCUGCCUGCACUGUCUGGUGGUCAUUUAUCGCAGCUGUCGCUAUUAUCGCAACGGCUUCGGUACGAAAACUCCAGCACGUGGGCUGGCUCACUUAUGCGGGUUUCAUUUCAAUCUAUGCUGCCGUUUUAAUCGUUGUCAUCGGAGUCACAACCCGUGACCGACCCGCCGCUGCACCCCAAGAGGGCCCCUAUGACCUUGGCUUUGUGGCCAUAAACAACCCCGGAUUCGCGGCUGGUAUGGUUGCUUCUAGUACUAUAUUUGUUUCAUCGGCUGGUACCAGCGCCUUCAUCCCGGUGAUGUCGGAGAUGCGGAACCCGAAAGAUUACAAGAAAUCGUUGUAUUUGUGCAUGGCCUUGGUCACCGCAUCCUACCUUGCUUUCAGUUUGGUCGUCUACCGCUGGUGUGGCCAAUGGGUAGCUAGUCCGUCCUUGGGUAGCGCCGGACAAACGAUAAAGAUGGUAUCUUACGGCGUUGCGUUAUUGGGAUUGGUUGUGAGCGCCACAAUCUAUUUGCACAUUGCUGCUAAAUACGUCUUUGUCCGUGUAUUGGGUAACACCCGUCAUUUGCAGGCCAACACGGUUGUUCAUUGGGCUACCUGGAUGAGCUGCACGAUUUUGCUUGGUGCCAUUUCUUUCAUCCUCGCCGAAGCCAUUCCAAUUUUCAACUACCUGAUUGCUUUGGUCGGCUCUGUCUGCUUUGCUCCUCUUGCCAUGUGUCUUCCUGGCUUUUUAUGGCUGCACAGUAACGGUCACUACCGCAAAGGUACCCUGGUCCAGAAGGUUAUUUACCUGCUGCACUGGGGAAUGGUGCUGCUGGGAGUCUUCUUCCUAGUUGGUGCGACGUACGGCGUUGUCAUUCAGAUCAUCGACGCCUACGCUACGGGAGCAAUCGGCUCCGCUUUCAGCUGCGCGGAUAACUCGAACUCGUCGUAG
Molecule: messenger RNA, 1377 nt
Organism: Penicillium soppii
Lineage: Eukaryota; Fungi; Ascomycota; Eurotiomycetes; Eurotiales; Aspergillaceae
Exons: 4
Coding region: 1-1377 (458 amino acids)
Biological process (GO): amino acid transmembrane transport
Cellular component (GO): vacuolar membrane
Molecular function (GO): amino acid transmembrane transporter activity
Source: RefSeq, a predicted model, not a curated record